Gracilinanus agilis (Agile Gracile Mouse Opossum) is the source of this 10392-nucleotide messenger RNA. RefSeq names its product spectrin beta, non-erythrocytic 5 (gene SPTBN5). Gene Ontology annotation, cellular component: cortical actin cytoskeleton; cell projection; plasma membrane. The transcript has 61 exons. Bases 1 to 10392 code for a protein of 3463 amino acids. NCBI's taxonomy places the organism in Eukaryota, Metazoa, Chordata, Mammalia, Didelphimorphia, Didelphidae. Gene Ontology annotation, biological process: actin cytoskeleton organization. The record is from RefSeq and is a predicted model, not a curated record. Gene Ontology annotation, molecular function: actin filament binding.
AUGGACUCAGAGUAUGAGCAAGGCCACGUCCGUAAACUGCAGGCACAACACAUGCGGAUGCAGGAGAAAACCUUCACCAAAUGGGUCAAUAACGUCUUUCACCAUGGCAAGGCCGGCAUCAAGAUCCAGAAUGUGUACCUUGAGCUAGGAGAUGGUACCCACCUACUGAAGCUGCUUGAACUCAUCUCUGGGGAGGUCCUACCCCCACCCAACCGAGGACGAAUGCGAGUACAUUUCCUGGAAAACAACAGUCGGGCUCUAGCCUUCGUGAGGUCCAAGGUGUCAGUGCCCCUAAUUGGUCCAGAGAACAUCGUUGAUGGAGACCAGGCACUCAUCCUUGGACUUAUCUGGGUCAUCAUCCUGCGUUUCCAGAUCUCUCACAUUUCCCUGGACAAGGAGGAGUUUGGGGCCAGUGCAGCUCAGCUGUCUGCUAAGGAGGCAUUGCUGGUCUGGUGCCAGCGGAAGACAGCUGGCUAUCCCAACGUGAACAUCACCGACUUCUCUCAAAGCUGGAGCGACGGGCUAGGCUUUAAUGCCCUCAUCCAUGCCCACAGGCCAGACCUGGUCAGGUACAGCUCUCUGCAGCCCAGCCAGCCCCUCUACAACCUGGAGAAUGCUUUUGAAGUGGCCCACAGAGAUCUGGGCAUCUCCAGGCUGCUGGAUCCUGAGGACGUUGCUGUCCCAAGGCCGGAGGAGCGCUCCAUCAUGACCUACGUCUCUCUCUACUAUCACUGUUUCUCCCACCUACAUCAGGGACAGACCAUCCAGAAGAGACUGGCCAAGAUCCUGCAGCAGCUCCAGGACACGGCCGCCUUACAAGCCCGGUACGAGCAGCUGGUGUCGGAGCUGCUGGCUUGGAUCGCCGAGCAGGAGGCCCGGCUGGAGGAGCGACACUUCCCGGACACCCUUCCGGCCACGCGGAGGUUGCUGGCCGCCUUCGCCGCCUUCCGCAAGGACGAGAAGCCCCGUGGGCUGGAGCAGCGAGGGAAGGCUGAGGCGCUGCUGUUCCACCUGAACGCUGCCCUCCAGGCCCAAAACCGGCGGCCUUUCCUGCCCCCUGAGGGCCUGGGCCCCGGGGAGCUGGCCAGGCGCUGGGCAGCGCUGGAGAAGGCCGAGGCCUGUCGGGAGAAAGCCCUACAGCAACAGCUGCUUAGGCUGGAGAGGCUGGAGACGCUGGCCCGACGCUUCCUGCGCAAGGCGGCCCUCCGGGAGAGCUUCCUGGUGGACACGGAGCAGGUUCUGAAGCAGCUGGGUGCCCCGGUGCCCAGCUCCGCCCUGCUGGGCGCCGCCGUCCAGAAGCUGGGGACCCUGGAGGCCGAGGUGCUCCCCCAGGAGGGCCGGUUCCAGGCCUUGGCUGAGAUCGCCUCCUUCCUGGAGCAGGAGCGAUACCACGGCUGGACAGAGGUGGCCCGAAGGCAGACGGAGAUCUCUCAGCGCUGGGAACGGCUCUUAGGAGGACUUCAAGAAAGGAAGGAACAUUUGGCAAGUUCUCAGGUGGCACUGGGGCUGCUUCAAGAAGUGGACGCUGCUACUGAAGAGCUGAAGGAAGUACAGGUGCUGGCCAGCUCCCCGGCCUGUGGGCAGUCUCUGGCCGAGGUAGUGGAGCUGCUGCAGAAACACGAGCUGCUGGAAGCCCGUGUUUCUUCCCAGAGUGCCCUUGUGAGCCACCUUGUCCAAAGGACCGCACAGCUGAGCACCGUCACAGGCACCCCUCUGGAUGGGCUGCAGAUCCGAACCUGGGGCUUGUCGCAGGUCUACCAGAGCCUGAUUUUACUCAUUAGGGCCCGGAGGGCCCUCCUGGACCAGGCCCUACAGCAGGCUCAGUUCCUAAAUGGCUGUGAAGAAGAAGAAUCUUGGCUCAGAGAGAAGAGACAACUCUCUCAGGUGGCUACCUUAGGCCGGGACCUGGGCCAGAUCACAGCAGCUCUCUGGAAAUAUAAGGCCCUGGAGACUGAAAUCCACUCCCAUCAAGCAGUGUGCAUGGAAAUCACUAGGAAGGCAAGAGAGCUGAACCCCCAGUGGCACCCAGGCCAGCCAGACCCACAGGAGCGGGCAGAGGCUAUCCACAGCCAGUGGCAGCACCUCCGGGACACCAUGGCAAAGCUCCUGGCCCGUCUCCAGGCUGCCCUGUUCAUCAAGCAGUAUUUUGCAGAUGUGAGUGAGGUGCAGUCUUGGCUGCAGGAGCAGCAGUCCUUGUUGGCCAAUGAGGACUAUGGAAAGGAUGAGGCCGGUGUGUCCGUCCUGCUCCAGCGUCACCAGAGACUAGAGCGAGAAAUGUGGGCCUGUGGGCUGGAACUGAGGAGGCUAGAGGAGCAAGCCCAGACUGCUGCCACUCAAGCCCCACUUCUGGUAAUAAAUUUGGCAUUAAGCCCUUUAUGCGAAAGAUCAAGGAACCAGGGAACCAGGCAGAGAUCCUCAUGGCGAUCUGUCCGCUGGGAUACUCAGGAGAUCACCAGCCCGCUGGAGCCAGAUCUGCAUUUUGACCCUGAAACAAUCCACAAGACCCAAGGCCAACUGAACCAGGAAUAUCAGGGUCUACAGGCCCUGGCACAGCAUCGCAGGAGACGGCUAGAAGAAAUGUCCACCCUAUUCUGCUUCUAUGACUCCUGUGGAGAACUCCAGUCCUGGCUAGAGGACCAGACAGUGUUGUUCCAGACUCUGAAGCCCCAGCCUGAGAAUGUGGAGGCUGACAAGCAUAAAUUUGAGAAUUUCCUCAUUGCUCUGGCUGUGGGGAAAGGCCACUUGGCAGAGAUCAGCACUUCAGCAGAAAAAUUGAGGCAGAAAAAUCCUGAUCACGCAGCCAGGAUCCAGCAGUGGCAACAGGAACUCAGCCAGAGAUGGGAGCAGCUGGAGGCCCUGAAGGAGGAGAAGGGAUCCCAUCUGGCAAGCAUGGCGGACGUGCACAGCUUCCUGCAGGAGUGUGGACCCACCCAGACCCAGCUUCAGGAUAUGGUGGUGAAGCUAGAGUCUAUGAUGCCAGCGGCCUCAGUGGGCAGCAGUCACCAUUCCCUGCAGUCAACCCUGCAUGAGAUCUUGGUGCUGGAGCGCAAAAUCUGCUAUCUCAUCAGUGUGGUGACCAAGAUUGAAGAGACAAGCCCUACCGAGAGCCCAGUAUUGAGGGAACGAGUGGAGACCCUGCAGGCCCUGCUGAAGCAAGUGCAGGCACAGGCUGCCCAGAGGACUCAGGCCCAGACUCAGGCCCAGGCAGGGCACAGCUUCCUGAGGGAGAGUCGGCAGCUGCUGCUUUGGGCAGAGGGCAUUCAGUCUCAGCUAGAUAGCAAAGAGAUGGGUGUGGACGUGGCCUCAGCCAAGCAACUGCUAGAGAAGCACCGAGACCUGUGGGAAGAGAUCCGCACCCAGCAGGAAAGGAUGAGACAGCUGGAGGCUCGAGGCCAGCAGCUAACCAGCUUGGAACCCCAGGACUCCCAGGCAGUAGCUGCUGCUCUGAAGCAGCUAAGACAGCAGGCCCACAGAGUGGACGCUGCAUGGGAGCAGGGCCAGCAGCGGCUGCAGCAAGGGGUGGAACUACAGAUGUUUGUCCGGGAAGCAAACCGCUUCGAUGCAACCUGUACCAACCAUGAAGCUUUCCUUCGACUGGACAGUCUCGGGGAGGACGUCAGUGAUGUGCAGAAUUUAUUACAACGACACCAGGAAUUUAACCAGCUCCUAAAGACCUUGGGUCCACGUGCAGAGAGCCUGAGGUCCCAUGGGAAGAGGCUGACAGAGAAUUGCCACUUUGCUACCCACAUGAUCAGAGAAAGGAUAGCAAGUAUCCAGGAUCAAUGGACCAAACUCCAGGAGAUGAAUGAGCAAAGAAAGAGGCAGCUACUGGCUUCCCUCCAGUUACAGAAAUGGAACCGAGAUGUGGCAGAAAUGAUGUUGUGGAUGGAGGAGAAAUGUUUGAUGGCUGCAGACGAGUCAUCCCGAGAGCCUGGCAUCAUUCUCCGCAAGCUCAAAAGGCAUGAGGCUGCCGAGAGCGAGGUCCUGGCAAACCGUCAGAUGGUGGAGCAGCUCCAGCAGCUUGGAAACAAGCUUCUAGACACCAAGCAUGAUGCCGGGGAUGACAUGAGAGCAAAGCUGCGGGACUUGGACCAAACGUGGAAGGAGCUGAAUCACAAAAUGGCAGCACAAGGAGAUAAGUUACGGCAGGCAGGACAACAGGCGCAGCUCAUGGAGCUGCUGCAGGAGGCCAAAGAUAAAAUGGAGCAGAUGGAACGAGGGCUACAGAGUGCAGAGACGGGUCAAGACCUCCACUCCAGCCGGGAGUUACAAAUAAAACAGAAGCAACUGGAAAGCGAGAGCCAACAGUUGGCGGAGAAGAUGAGCACCAUUGUUACCCAUGCCCAAAGGGUUGCCGCCAAUCACUUUGACUCCCAGACCAUCCUGGAUGAGACACAAAAAUAUCUCCAAAGGUUUCAGGCUCUUCAGGGGCCAUUGGCAGCACGUCGGCAGCAACUGAGAGCAUCGGUGGAACUUUACCAAUUCUACCACUUGCAAGGCCUGGAGAUCACGUGGGUGAAGGAGCGCCUGCCUAGUGCCAGCUCCAAGGUCUGCGGCCAAUCCCUGGAUGCAGCCCAGAGGCUUCUGUACAAGCACAAGGAGCUUCAGGCAGAAGUGAAAGCUCACCAGGCCCAAAUGCAGAAGGUGCUAGCAUCUGGGCAAAGCAUGGCAGCCUGUGGGCACCCUUCUGCACAGGACAUCACAGAACGGUGCCAGGAUCUGGAGAGCUGCUGGCUAGAGCUGGGUGAAGCCUGCCGGGGGCGAGCCAGGCAGCUGCAGUACUCUGUUGCCUUGUAUCAGUAUUUGCUCGAUGUAUCAGACUUGGAAGGCUGGUUGGGAGAGAAGCGGCUGUUAGUGAGCAGCCAAGACUACGGCAAGGACCAGUUGGCCACCAUCAGCCUCAUCAAGAAGCACACGGUCCUAGAACAAGAGCUGGCCCUCUAUGGGAGCUUUGUAGCAGAGCUCGUCCAGACUGCACAAACCCUCACCAGUCCUGGGGUCCCUGAGGAGCUCCCCGUACCCCCAGGUCGACUCCAAAACCAGCUCCAGGAGCUGCAAGAACUGGCGACCACAAGAGGCCGUCGGCUGGAGGAGGCGCUGAGGCUGCACGAGUUCAUCCAAGAGGCUGAGGAGCUCCAGGGCUGGCUGGCCAGGCAGAAGCAGGUGGUCAGCAGGGAGGAGGACCCUGGAGAAGACUACACUCAUGUGCUGCACCUCCGGGCCAAGUAUGAGCUGUUUCAGCACCAGGUGGAGACAGGUGGAAGGCGGGUGGCAAACUGCCAACAGCUAGCAGAGACCCUGCUGGAGGGUCAGCACAGCGCCACCCAGGAGAUCCGCCAGAGGCAUCAGGAACUACGGAGCACCUGGGCAGAGCUGUGGGGGCUGACCCAAGCCCGGGGCCAAUCGCUCAGAGAUGUAGAGAUGGUGCUCAAGAUUCAGCAGGACCUCAGAGAGGCCCUCGCCCACAUCCAGGAGAAAGCAGCAAACCUUCCUGAUGGUGUGGCACAGGACAGGCAUGGGGUCCAGGCUCAGCUCCGGCGGCAUGAGGAGCUGGAAAAUGAGCUCUCUGGCACUGAGCAGCAACUGCAGGAGCUGUUGGAUAUAGCCGAUGAGAUGCAGAAGCUGUGCUGGGGAGCUCGGCUGGAGGCCCUGCAGAGGCGACAGGAAGCUGUGGUGCAGAACUGGGAGACGCUGAGGCUGCGGGUAGAAAAACGCCGGGGAGAGCUGGAACAGGCCUGCUUGCUAGCUGACUUCCGUACUGUGGUACAAGAGUAUUCAGCAUGGGCAGCUGGAGUUCAGAGGAAACUACAGGCAAAGGAGACCUCCCGAGAUGCCAGCAGCAGCCACUUGCACCUUAGUAUGCACCAGGACGUCCGGGCAGAGCUGGAAGCCCGGGAGGAGGUGUACCAGCGGGCAGUCCAGCUGGGACAGGGGCUGCUCCUAGAGGAGGGAGCACCUGCUGAAGAGAUCCAGGAGAAGCUGGGAGCCCUACGGGAAGAGCGGCAGAAGGUGUUCCAGGCUUGGGAGAGGAAGCAAGAGCAGCUGAUGUCCAUGCAUCUUGAACAGCAAUUCCACAGGGAUUGUGACUACUUAAAUAAGAUCCUCACUGCCCAGGAGGUCUAUCUGAAAACCAGUACCUUGGAGAGCUCAGUGGAAGGCCUGGAGAGGCUGAUCCGGAAGCAUGAAGCUUUUCAGAAGAUUCUGGUGGCCCAGGAUGAGAAGGAAGCAGCCUUGCAGGAACAGGUGAAGCAACUCAGGGGAGUCAGGUUGUGUGAAUUACUGAAUUUGGUGCAGCAGCGUCGAAUGCAAGUAAAGGAGCGGGCCAAGAGCCAUGGAGAAGCCUUACAUACCACCCUGUUACUGGCGAGUUUCACCAGGGAGGUGUCUGAGGCAGAAGACUGGAUCCGGGAGAGAACUCAACAGCUGGAAGAACCAAGCCCGUGGGGUUCUGGUGACCUGAAGGACAAGCUGAAAUGCCUGCAAAAACACCAAGUCUUUGAGGCUGAGGUCCAGGCCCAUGGGGAGAUCAUAACACAUGUCACUAAGAAGGGAGAAGCUCUCCUGGCCCAGAGCCAUCCUCAGGCUAGAGAGAUUCUGGAGAAACAGCAGAGCCUUCAGGAACACUGGCACAAACUGAGGCAGGCCAUGCUGGCCAGGGGCCAGGGACUAGAGGACAAACGAGACUUCUUGGAGUUCCUGCAGCGUGUAGACCAAGUAGAGGCCUGGAUCAGGCAGAAGGAAGUGAUGGUGAAUGUUGGAGACUUGGGACAAGAUUAUGAGCACUGUCUACAGCUCAGCAGAAGGCUGAGUGAAUUCCAAGGAACUGCCUUAUGGGAGACAGUGGAUGAUACCCACAUCAAGGCCAUUAAUGCCUUGUCCCUUCAGCUCAAGAGCCGAGACCCAGAAGAGGUCAAGAUCAUCUGCCAGCGACGACAUCACCUCAAUGAGAGAUGGAAUAAUUUCCAUGGCAACCUCCUUCGAUACCAGCGACAGCUAGAAGGUGCCCUGGAGAUGCAUGCAAUGGUUCGGGAGUUGGACAAUAUCAUGGAGAGGAUUGGAGAGAAGAGUGCCCUGUUGCAGGCCCCCAACUAUGGAAAGGAUCUGGAGGAUGUAGAGAGGCUGCUGAGAAAACACGAGGAACUUGAUCGGGAAAUUAGUGUCAUCCAAGCCCAGAUAGAGCCACUGGAACAGGAGGUCAGCCGAUUGUGCCAAAGGAACCCUGGGGCAGCCCAAGCCCUCAUCAACAAACAGCGGGAGUUGGGCAGCAGCUGGCAGAAACUGCAGGCUCAAGUCAAGCAGAGGAGGGAAAAACUGGAUUCCUCAUACCAAGUACAGAAGUUAUAUGCAAUGCUGCAAGAACUGUUAAACUGGGUACGGGAGCUAACGACUCAAAUAGAGAUGGGAAGACUUCCCAGCAGUCCUGCUGAGGCCAGACAGCUGAUGGAGGAGCACCAGGAGCUCAAGGCAGAGCUGUCAGCCAGGGCAGAGAGUAUCGACCGGAUACGAAGUACUGGGAAACAGCUACUCAGUGCCAGACACUCAGUGGCCCCAGAUAUAUGUCAGGCCUUGGUCAGUUUUGAGCAUGAAUUAACUAGGCUGGAGGAGAGCUGGCAGGAACAUCAGCUCCAGCUCCAGCAGGCUUUGGAUUUGCAGGUGUUCCUGAGCUCUGUGGAGCAGAUUGAAAGUUGGCUCAACAACAAAGAAAUAUUCCUGGAAAAUGACGACCUGGGCAAUUCCUUGGCCACUGUGGAGACCCUACAGUGGAAACACGAGUGGUUUGAGAAGGGAAUGGAGGCCCAACUGGAGAAGAUCAAUGCCAUGGAAACCAUGGCUCUCAACUUGAAUCAGAGCCAACACCCCAAAGCCCACUGUAUCGCCAGCAAGUGUCAAAUGGUGCUUUCAAGGAAGGAGAAGCUGCUGGAGAGAAUCCAGGUCCGACGGCACCAGCUAGAGGAGUUCCAGCAGUUACAGAGAUUCCUACAGGAAUCCUUUGAGGUAUCCAUGUGGCUGGGAGAGAAGAACCUUGUGGCCUUAGAUGAGGGUUGGCAGGACCUGAGCACCCUGAAGGCCCAACUGCAAAAGCAUCAGAGCUUCCAGGCAGAGCUGGAUGCCAACACUGCCCAAAUCAAUAGACUGCAGAUGGAAGGGGAGAAACUGUUGAAGGAGGGACAUCCUGCCCUGGAGACCAUUCAGGAACAGCUACAGGAGAUAGGAGAGCUCUGGAGUCAGCUGCAGGCCAACUGCCUAAAGAAGGGAACAAAAUUACAGGAUGCUUAUAAGGCCCUGCAUUUCCAGAGGAAAGUGGAGGGGAUGGAGAAGUGGCUGCAGAACCUGGAGGAGGAGCUUCAGGCUCCCCUGGGUGGACAAGACUUAGCAGGUGUGAAGGAGCUGCUGGCAGCACAGGCGGAGCUGGAGGCAGCCAUGGAGGGGCAAGAGGGACUGGUUCAGUCACUGAUGGACCAGGCCCAUGCCUUUGGCUGUGAAGGCCACUUCCUAGCUGGGGAGAUAGAAGAACAGACUCAGAUGUUGCUGGAGAGAUACACAAACCUGAGAGAGCCCCUCCGGGAGCGCCGGGGAGCCUUGGAGUCCAAGAGUCUUCUGUACCAGUUCUUUCAGGAUGUGGAAGACGAGCUGGCUUGGAUACAGGAGAAGCUGCCCUUGGCUAGCACUCAAGACCAUGGACAGACCUUGAAUGCUAUUCAGCAGCUCCAAGAGAAGCACCAGAACUUGGAAGAUGAGAUCAGCAGCCAUGAGGCUCUGGCCCAGGUGGUACUGGACACAGGUCACAAGCUGGUUCAGGGGGGCCAUUUUGCUGCCAGUGAAGUGGCUACCCGGCUACAGCAGCUGAAAACAGCAAUGGGCAGACUUCGGGGUGAGGCAGAACAGAGAAGAUGGAGGCUACAGCAAGUUCGUGAAGCCCAGCAGUUUCUGACAGAGCUCCUAGAGGCAGAAUCCUGGCUGUCAGAACGAGGCCUUCUUUUGGACAAUGAGGAUCUGGGGAAGAAUGAGGAAGCUGCCCGGGCCAUGCUGCGGAGGCUAGAGGCCACAAGAAAGGAUCUGGAAGGAUUCCACAUUCGACUUGAGAAGUUGCAGGAGACUGGCACCUGCCUAGAGGGCAGAACCAACCCAGAGAGCCUGAAGGCGCUGGCAAAUCUGCAGGCUUUGAGGGAGACCCACAAGGGGUUACUGCAGAAGACCAAGAGCCGAGAGCAGUGCUUACAAGAGCAACAGAAUCUUUAUGGAUUGGAACGGGAGGCCCAGCUCCUGGAUACCUGGUUGGCAAGCAGGCGGGCCAUGGCAGAGUCUCCAGACUGUGGGCAGGACCUGGAGGAUGUCAAGAUGCUAGAAGAGAAGUUCCAUACUUUCGAAAGGGAAGUGCAGAGCCUGGGCCCAGCCAAGGUCCAAGGGUUUCUUGAGCUGGCUGGCAAUAUGGAACGGACAGCCCUCAGGUGCUACCCCAAGAUCCAGGCUCAAAGGAGCCGCAUCGAGGACUCCUGGGAACAGCUGAACAAAGCAAUCAGGACUCGAGCAGAGAACCUGGUGGCUGCCAGAGAGGUCCACGGGUUUCACCAGGCAGCGGCUGAGUUAUGGAGCUGUAUACAGGAAAAGGCUGCCACGUUGUGUCAAGGAGACUAUGGCCAAGAUCUGUCAUCUGUGCAAUCCCUUCAACGACAGCAGAGGAACCUGGAGCGGGAGCUGGUAGCCAUGGAGAAGGAAGUCUCUCGGCUGCGGGCUGAAGCAGGCUGGUUGGGCCGGCUAUACCCCAAGGUUCAGGAACGCCUGGCCCAGAGGCUGGGGGAAGUGCAGGAAUCCUGGAACAGCCUGGAGAAGAAGGCCCAGCACCGAGGCCAGCAGCUGCAACAAGCUGAACGUGGCCACGUGUUCCUAAGCCGCUGUAGAGAGCUGCUAAGCGUGACACAAGAGAUGCAGAGGUUAGUCAUGCUGGAAGAACCAUCUGGGGACAUGCCUGGGGCAGAGCAACAACUGCUGCAGCAUGAAGGGCUCGGACAGGACAUCGAGGAACACUGGCUCCUGGUUCAGGAUGUCCAACAAGAAGGAGAGCAGCUGGCAGGCAGUGGCCACUUUAUGGCCCAAGAGGUAAAGGAGUGGCUACAAGAGCUAGGAGACCAGAUGCAAGAAUUACGGGAGGAGUGGGCACAUCGCCAGAGCCUGUACAAGGAGAACUGGGAGCUCCAGAAGCUCCGGCAGGACCUGGAAAAGGCUGACAUCUGGCUGAGCUCACGUGAGGGCCUCCUCCUGGACCCCAACCUUGGGAACUCAGUGUCGGAUGUAGAAGAACUGCUCAGAAGACACCAGGACCUUGAGAAGAUAUUGGCAUCUCAGGAAGAGAAGUUUGACCAGCUACAGAGGAAGACUAAGGCAAGGGGGUGA